CCGAGAACGAGAUGGCUACCCCUACAGCCACUGCCCCGCGCCGCAAGGUCAUGUUCCUGUCAAACUCCGACCGUGGAGAGAUAGGCGUGACAAUUGCCACGGCACAGGCCAUCCUCGAGACGACCUCUGACGUCGAGGUGCACAUUGCCACAUACGCGGGUGUCGAGGAGCUCAUCAGCAAGGCGUUGCCCGUUGUGUACCACCGCAUCGAGAGGUCGGCCUCGUGUCUGGAGAUGCUGACGCUGCUCGCGAGCCGCAAUAUCAAGACCAAGCCGGGAUACCUGCCACUGACGUUCCUCAACAAGCCCAGCUUCGGCAACACGCUGCAGGCCAUACGAGAUUGCAUGCCGAUCUUUGUGCCCAUGAGUGGCCCGGCGAUGGAAGAGAUUGUGCUGGACGUCCUCAGAAUUAUCAAUGGCGUCAAGCCCGACUUCCUGGUAGUCAACAGCGUGAUGACAGUUGGCCUCACUGCAGCCAUGCACUCAAAGAUCUCCAUGGUCAUCCUCAGCCCGAACUCGAUCAAGGAGUUUGUGGCGAGCCUGCAGCCACAGGCGGCCGUCCUGUGGAAAUUUCCAGCCAUCUUCUCGGGAUACUCCUACCCGAUCCCCUUCUUCCAGAAGCCCGUCAACAUCAUCUACACCCUGUGGGCAGCCGCCGUGUUCAAGACCGACCCGCACCGCAAGGCCGUGGAGCAGCACCUCGAGUCGAGCUCGGGCAUCAAGAUGUACACGGCGGCCGACCUGAUCCAGAACCGGAUCCCGGGGAUGCAGAUCCUGGUGGCCUCGAUGCCGGAGCUCGACUACCCGCUCGUGAUCCACGACCACAUCCACCCGCUCGGCCCCAUCGUGGGGCGGUGGGAGCCCAUCCGCGAGACGGACCCGGAGCUCGCGGCGUGGCUGGCCCGGGCUCCCACGCUGUACAUCAACCUCGGGUCCCUGCUGCUCACGGACGAGGAUCAGGCCCUCGAGAUGGCGGCCGCGGUCAAGGCCGUGCUGCGCCGCGCGGGGGAGGCCGGCAACGAGGACAUGGCCGGCCUGCAGGUCAUCUGGAAGCUGAGGAAGUAUGGCGAUUACGACAUCAAGGACCCUAAGUGUGCCAUGUACGACAUCCUCGGCGCCGAGAUGGAGGCCGACCGCGUGCGCAUCGAGAAGUGGUUCAUCCCCGAGCCCUUGUCCAUUCUGCAGUCUGGGCACAUUGUGUGCUCGGUACAUCACGGCGGUGCCAACUCUUUCAACGAGGCUGUCAUUUCCGGUCUGCCCCAGGUCGUCCUUCCACCCUGGACGGACUGCUUCGACUAUGCCCAGCGCGCCGAGCUGCACGGCAUUGGCAGGUGGGGCUCAAGAAACAGCAACCCGCAGUGGGCAGCCCAAGAGCUGGCCGCGUCCAUGAGCUGGUGUCUGUUUGGAGAGACAGCCGCCGGGGCUAGGCAAAAGGCCAAGGCCCUGGCUGACCUGGUCAAAGAGAGAGGCAGUGGUGCCGUCAAGGCCGCCGAGUACAUCAUAGGUCAGAUUAACACCGUGGCAACCGAAGGGCAAGCUCAGGCAUAA
This is a messenger RNA of Microdochium trichocladiopsis, 1547 nucleotides long. RefSeq names its product family 1 glycosyltransferase. The transcript is spliced from 4 exons. The record is from RefSeq and is a predicted model, not a curated record. The coding region runs from base 12 to 1547 and encodes 511 amino acids. Lineage: Eukaryota; Fungi; Ascomycota; Sordariomycetes; Xylariales; Microdochiaceae.